AUGUCGCCCCCAGCCGACCUUCCGUCCCAGCUCUCAUCCGUCCUCUCUCUCCUCGACGCCUUCAACCAUCGCAAUAAGAACCAACACCGCCGCUCCGCCUGGUGGCAGCAUUUCAAUCUCCUCCGCCGCGCCGUGCGCAAACUCUCGGCCCCUCGCCAUUAUGCCCAAAAGCAGCCUGGAAGAGGGCGAGAUCCCGGAGCGAGCGCAGAUGUAGGCGCAGCUUCGCCGAGCUUCCUUCAUCAUAUAAAAUGGGUUGCAGGGAAUGUCAUCCAUCCUUCAUACAUUGCCUUCACACAACUCGCCGCCGACAACCAGUAUGCUCCCCUAGGACUUGUCCUCCUCGGCAUCCUCGCUCGGUUCAACUCCAUCAUCUCGCCGUUCCUCCCCCCCUCAUCCAAGUCACAACCCCCACCCAUCACCAAUACCGCCGCCGCCGCCGCCGCCACUACCACUACUAUAACUAAGCUUAGCCGCCGACCGCAUUCCUUAGAGUUCUCGGAUAGUCGCGGUAGCCCUUCGGAGCAAGACUUGGGAGUAACGGUGUCAAGAUCGGAGUUCGCGGUUUCUCCUCUCGUCCCUGAUACGGCAGACGCGGGCCGCGAAGAAAAACCGAAGAAGCGUGCCAGAGCCUUGCCAACUGAGGAUCGAACACAUCGAAUCCCGUCCUUAACAUCAGAUACCGGACCCGAGGCAAAAAUACAAAAGCUCAAGAAAAAGAAAGAAAAGAAAAAGAAGAAACAGGCCUCCGGUACGGACCUUAGCGACCUAUUCGACAGCAUCGCAUGA
Messenger RNA from Scedosporium apiospermum, 786 nucleotides. RefSeq lists its product as uncharacterized. Gene Ontology annotation, molecular function: rRNA primary transcript binding. Bases 1 to 786 code for a protein of 261 amino acids. Gene Ontology annotation, biological process: maturation of 5.8S rRNA from tricistronic rRNA transcript (SSU-rRNA, 5.8S rRNA, LSU-rRNA); nuclear-transcribed mRNA catabolic process, RNase MRP-dependent. The record is from RefSeq and is a predicted model, not a curated record. Gene Ontology annotation, cellular component: ribonuclease MRP complex. NCBI's taxonomy places the organism in Eukaryota, Fungi, Ascomycota, Sordariomycetes, Microascales, Microascaceae. The transcript has 2 exons.